UUGAAAGGAAGUGAAAACGCAUGCAGAAGGCAAUUCAGUUACUGAAACUACAAUGUAGCAGUGCUGGAUUGCUUUUUUUGUACAUGAAGGAUGGACAGCGCUGCUCUGCUUUUGAUCCUAUUGUUGGCAGGUUUAUCUCUUGCUUCAAAUUCCACCUGUCGCUCCUCACAUACACCUGAUGACAAGGAUAUACAAUAUACUACCAUUGAAGGGUACAUAGACAACGAUAUAUUUCUCCCCUGUUUUUUCAAUAUAACACUGAUAUCCCAGGCAGAAUGUAAUGAUACAGCUGUAAUCUGGAGUUAUCUAAACACAAAUGUACACCUACUAGAAUUUAAACUCCAAUCAUCUAAUGUGCAAACCUGGGGAAAGUGGAAACAACAGCGUAUAAUGUACGAUAAAAGCAAGAACGGGAACUUUUCUAUAAUAGUUUCAAAUGUGGAUUUGGAGGUCACUGGAAAUAUAUCAUGCACCUUAUAUGAUGGAAUUAACUAUAUAAUGGCAAAGAGAAUACUUCAAGUGCUCAUCAAAGAGAAGGAUCUUGCAGAAGACUUGCUGUUACCUCUCACCAUCGGCGGUGGCCUCUUGUUUAUACUGGUUGCUGUGGUUGUGGUUGGUGUUUUGAAGAUCAGUGGUCGCAGAACUCAAAACUGUGAAACACACACAGAUACGGCUAUAUAUUCUACAAUAAUAUGUGAUCAAAGAGUAAUGAAAGAAAAUGAAAUCUAUGACAAGAUUUGGCAUGACUGAAUACUGCAGUAAAUUAUGAAAACUAUGAAAUUAUGAAUUUAUAAAAACAAACAGAAAAGAACAUUGUAUAAUGCCUUUUUGGACCAUUGUAACACAUGAAAAACUCAUACUGUAAAUACAACAAUAAAACAACACUGAUACUUCAGAAUGUUGUUUCUAUUUGCUAAUAAUAACUUAUGAGGCAUCUUCUUUUCCUUGUGGUUCU
Molecule: messenger RNA, 955 nt
Organism: Rana temporaria (common frog)
Lineage: Eukaryota; Metazoa; Chordata; Amphibia; Anura; Ranidae
Exons: 5
Coding region: 91-750 (219 amino acids)
Source: RefSeq, a predicted model, not a curated record